AUGUCGCGACCAACUACACGGUCCAUUUCCAGCGCGGGCAGUGAGUCGGCGCUAAGCUCAAGAGCGCGCUCAGCUUCGGCACGCGGAGAGCACUUAGCUUCAACCCCAGCGUCUUUCUCUUUGGAUACGAACCACUAUGACACGGCUCUACCCCCGAUGCACUUUCACCAGCCUUCUGUCAUCGCACAUCGUCGGACAGGGAGUACAUUGAAAACGGUGAUGCGUAGGAUCUUCAACCGGAAGAGACAAAGCCAGACCGAUGGAGUGGAGGAAAGUCCAAACGAGAAUUACUAUUCAUUGGCAGCAAGCUCAUCGGGACCUAUCGUGGGCAAGUCAUUCUUGUCGGUGCCCACUCCUUCAGAGUCCAAACGAAGUAGUCCCUUGUCGGAGGAAAACUUGCAACUAGCAGAGACUCACUUGUCUCCGACUAGUCCCACUGGUGGCUCUUUACCCUCGCCGGGGAUGCCCCCGCGCCGACGACGUGCGACCUUGCCCAGUGUGAUCUUCUCUGACGAUGAAUCACGGCAUGCAGUGGCCUCGGCAUUCUCUGAUCCCCAGGAGGAUCGACCGUCUAUCCCGGACCAAGAGCACCGGCGAGGUAUGCUUCAGGCUCGCCGCAGAUCGAGGAGUUUCAGCGCAUUGCAGGACUUGGCCGACGAGCGGCCAAUGUCUCCGCAGGAGCAGCCCACACGCACGGCCUCGGUUCCCAAUUCAGCUGCAGACUCAAAAUCACCCCCUCUGGGAGGAGGAAGUUCUGCCAGCGAGCAAUCCCGCAGGCCAUCGACUGUCACUACAGUCACAAGCGUGACAAGAGCCUCUGUAGCUCCCUCCAUCCCGGAAUCAGACCCGCACGCAGACCAAAUCAGUCUCCCACCCAACGUGAGCAAUCUAGUGCGCACGAUGCAACAAGACGACAGUCUCACCAUCGAGCAACGCCUCAACACAAUCGAAGUCAAAAUGAUCGAUCUCGAAUUCGCAAUCGCCCGAAUGCAAUCCAACUCCGUCACCGAGAGCCCCCAAGACCGAGAACCAUCUUCAUCCCGCCGAAAAGAAGAACCCUUCCCCCAAAUCCGCAGCAAACCAUCAUACCUGAGCUCCUCCCUCGACCACGACGAGACCCCACCCUCGCUAUCAACCUUCCUCACAACCCGCCCAACAAGUACCAGCACCAUCCGUGCCGAUACAAUGAACGCCCUCACCCUCCUCCGCCGCGAGCAAACCGCCCGCCGGAACCUGGAGAGCCAAGUCUCCAGCUUGAAGGAUGAUAUCCGGCAUAUCCAGCGAGCGGCGCUACAUUCAAUGGAAGCCGGUGGAACUAUGUAUCCGAUUCACAGUGUUGAUUCGCAGGAGUUCCUGCGGUUUCGGCGUGCGUUGGAUGGAUCGGACUCUGGGUCACCGGUGCGGGGGCCGAAUGAGAAGGGGAAUGGGGCUUUUGAGAGUGAGUCUGACUAUGAUCCGUUUGGGCCGCCGAAGUGGGAGAGGGAGAGGGGGAGGGAUAGAGAGAAGGAGAGGGAGAUGGAGCUCGGGCAUGGUGGGAGGAGGGUUGUUACUGCUCCGAUGAUUUGA
Penicillium daleae is the source of this 1566-nucleotide messenger RNA. RefSeq lists its product as uncharacterized. Bases 1 to 1566 code for a protein of 521 amino acids. The transcript is spliced from 2 exons. NCBI's taxonomy places the organism in Eukaryota, Fungi, Ascomycota, Eurotiomycetes, Eurotiales, Aspergillaceae. The record is from RefSeq and is a predicted model, not a curated record.